GAACAAAUUGAGGUAGUGAUUAUCUCCUUUUACUUGAUCAUGUUUAAUAUUUAGAAGUACAUAGGAAGCUGCCAAAUUCCAAGUCAGGCGUUUCACUGGUCCAGCUCACAUUGUGGCAAUGCCUUUCCAGAGUUUCCGGUGGCAUCUUACAGGGUAACAGGACUCAAAACUGGAACCUUCUGCAUGGCUUUCUAACAGUUACGGCUUACCCCACUGCAUAUUACCCAGACCUUAUUUAAUUUACACUGGUAUUAAAAAAAUAUACCGCCUCAGAAGCUGAUAGAAGGGAGAAGGGUAACCAGUAUCAAGUCAAAUCGCUGGUCCAUCUAGCUCAAUAUCAACUAUGCCAACUGGCAGUAACUUUAAAGACUGGUACUAUCUGGAGAUGCCGGGAAUUGAAUCAAGGACCUUGGGCAUGCAAAAGUAUCCCAUUGAACUCUGGACCUUUCCAUAAAAAUUAAUGGAUCCUGAAUAGCGGGCUGAAUUAAAUAGGAACUUAUAGAACCCAAAUGCUCUAUAAAGGGCUUAAAACAUAGGAGCACUGUGGUGAGUCAGUGUAAGCAUGACAGCUAAACAGAACAGUGAUAAGACACGGCAUAAUGCUUUUAAGUUAGUAUUUUACUAUUUGACUUUAACGAAGUAAAUAUUUGGGUUGUGGGGGCUUGCUGACAACUGGUAUCCUGUGAUUUGUUGGAACUGCAGUCAAGGUUUCCUUUUCAGUUUUUUGAAUAUGUGGGCAAGACCAGAAAUUGUGCGCAAGAUCUGCUUCUGAGUGCAUAAGGGAGGCCUACACUGAGAGCUUGCUUGGUAAAUCUGAGCCUUUGAAGUAGUACAAUAUGAGCCUGGGCUCCUCCACACCGAUGUGUUAUUGUGUGUGUAUCCUGCCAACAUGCUCUUGACACGGUAACAGUGGUGGAUUUAUUCUGCUUUAUUCUAUGAUGCUUCUCCAAUGCUGUUCUGUCCAGAGGGCAACAAAAACAGGUCAAAAAGAACAUUUGUGCAGUUAGAGGAUUUCACCGGGAAGGAGAAGCAGUAUUUCUCAUUCCCUGGAGAACUCCUGAUGAGGAUGUUGAAGAUGCUGAUAUUACCACUGAUCACCUCCAGCUUGAUGUCUGGCUUGGCCACCAUGGACUCCAAAGCCUGUGGAAGGAUGGGGAUCAUUACCAUCACCUAUUACCUCUGGACAACCUUCCUGGCAGUUACCACCGGGAUCGUCUUAGUCAUCAGCAUCCACCCGGGGGCCGCUGCCCAAAAGGAGGAGUACACUGUCGGCAAAGUGGUGCUCAGUUCCGCGGAUGCUUUGCUGGACCUCAUCAGAAAUAUGUUUCCUUCCAACCUCAUCGAGGCUUCGUUCCAGCAGUACCGAACAGUUCUUCUGCCCGUGGUGAAGUCAUCUGGGAUCCCGAAGAAAUCGACAAAGUCACUAAGUUUCAUCUACUUUGUGCCGGAUGCUGAGAACUCUGAGAUCCAGCGGCCGGUGCUCCUUGAGAUCACGCCAGCGCCAGAAAUGACCUACCGGACCCUCCCUGGCAGCAAUAACGAGAUGAACGUGCUAGGAAUAGUUAUCUUCUCAGCCACAAUCGGCCUCCUUCUGGGAAAGAUGGGCGAGCGAGGGGCUCCUCUGGUAAACGUCUGCCAGUGCCUGAACGAGGCAGUGAUGAAGAUUGUGGCCAUGGCAGUCUGGUACUUCCCGUUCGGCAUCGUCUUCUUGAUAGCCGGGAAGAUCUUGGAGAUGGAAGACCCCUCCACGAUUGGGAAGAAGCUCGGCCUCUAUGCCAUGACUGUCGUGACUGGCUUGGCCAUCCAUGGCCUCUGCUUCCUGCCUCUGCUGUUUGUGCUCAUCACCAAGAAGAACCCUUUCUCCUUCAUCCGGGGGAUCCUCCAAGCCCUGCUCAUCGCUCUGGCAACGUCGUCCAGCUCAGCCACGCUGCCCAUCACCCUGAAGUGUCUUUUAGAAAACAACGGGAUUGACAGGCGGAUAGCCAGGUUUGUCCUCCCGGUCGGGGCAACCAUCAACAUGGACGGGACUGCGCUUUAUGAGGCAGUGGCAGCCAUAUUUAUCGCGCAGGUCAACGAAUACGACCUGGACUUUGGGCAGAUCAUAACCAUCAGCAUCACGGCCACAGCGGCAAGCAUCGGGGCAGCCGGGAUCCCCCAGUCGGGCCUUGUUACCAUGGUCAUCGUGUUGACCUCUGUCGGCCUCCCCACGGAAGACAUCACCCUGAUCAUCGCGGUUGACUGGGCCUUGGACCGAUUACGCACAAUGACCAACGUCUUGGGAGAUGCGCUGGCAGCAGGAAUCAUAGCCCACGUCUGUCGGAAAGAUUUUGCUCCGAAACCAGGCAAAGAUCCCGAGAACAACGAAGAAAAACCAGCCUUGAGGGGGACGUCUGCCUCCAACGACCACGUGAUGGAAGUGAUCGGAGAGGUUUUAGCUGAGCAAAAAAACUACAACAUCUGUCAGGUGUGACACCUGCAGCCCACCUGCUCCUGGGGAGGGAAGGCAGGUCAGUGCGAAGAAGGUGCCUGUUACAGCUGCUUGACCCUCUGAGUGUCCCACCGGACAAGGGCCUCAUCGCGCACAAACACAGCAGAGAGAUAUGCACUGUGAAGAAGAAGCUCCGAACGACACAAAAGUGCCACGGCGUGAAGACCUCCUCUUGCACGGAUAAGAACAUGAGAAGAGCCUGCUGGGCCAGGCUAGCGGCCCGUCUAGUCUCACAGCAGCCAGCCAGCUGCCUGUGGGAAGCCAGCAAACAGGAUUUCCUGUUUCCCAGCCUAUUAGGAGAAGCCGGGGGGCGAACCUGAGACCUUUGUGCAUGCAAAGCAAGAUGCUGUGCCGCUAAGCUACAGACCUUCCCCUGCAGACGCCCAAAUUAGAAGUCCGUCAGCAAGAAAGAAGUGCAG
Molecule: messenger RNA, 2907 nt
Organism: Podarcis raffonei (Aeolian wall lizard)
Lineage: Eukaryota; Metazoa; Chordata; Lepidosauria; Squamata; Lacertidae
Product: excitatory amino acid transporter 5-like
Exons: 11
Coding region: 950-2470 (506 amino acids)
Biological process (GO): L-glutamate transmembrane transport
Cellular component (GO): plasma membrane
Molecular function (GO): L-glutamate transmembrane transporter activity; neutral L-amino acid transmembrane transporter activity; glutamate:sodium symporter activity
Source: RefSeq, a predicted model, not a curated record